Molecule: messenger RNA, 1953 nt
Organism: Aspergillus ibericus CBS 121593
Lineage: Eukaryota; Fungi; Ascomycota; Eurotiomycetes; Eurotiales; Aspergillaceae
Product: NCA2 family protein
Exons: 4
Coding region: 1-1953 (650 amino acids)
Cellular component (GO): mitochondrial outer membrane
Source: RefSeq, a predicted model, not a curated record
AUGUAUGCUGUCAACAAGGUUUACCAUCUGGAUGCCCGACUUGAUAAAAUACAGCAGCGAAUUAAGGAUAAUUCAUGUCUUUCUUCGUUAGACCGCCACGAACAUGCACUUCAAACAGUUAACCCUGUUAAAAAUGUGGCAACAUUGGAGAGGAUAUUAGACUCACUUUCUAUAACAUCCAAAUCUCAACCAAUGCUGCGCUCAGAGCAAGUCUUGAAUCUAAUUGCUGCAUUCCCUGAGGAUCUGCUCGCCGUUGAUCAUACAUCUCCAGACAUAAAUAAGUUUCUAACAUACGCGAUAGACAGUUCUUGGCUGGUAGCUGCUAAAGCUGCAGCUCAGACUCUUGGGAUCAUACUGAACACCCUUUCAGAGGAUGUGCUGGCCCUCAACGAGGAGGUGAUCUACUGGGAUAGCGUCUCAGAGUCUCAUUGGUGCCUGGGAUUAUACAUGCUACAAACAUCUCCCGUGGUACUGUGGAACCGGCUCGGGGUGGCCUUCUCAACUUGGAAAAAUACUAGUCCCAGGAAUAAACCCGCGGGUUCUGUUUCAUAUGGAUGGAUACAAUUAUAUGGAAUCGCACGCCAGUGUAUCCUUUCCCCAAGGAUAUAUCCUUGGCGAAGUCUUCUCUCACCCCUUACAACAGCAAAGUCAGAAGUACGGCAGAAGCGGAAAUCACUGAGUUUAAUGAUGGAUAUGAAAGCCAGCUUUAUAGGCCUUCUUAUACGCAAGUGUUUUUCACGUGAAGUUGACGAUGGUUUCUCCAGCGCCAGUGGCUAUGGCUCAUUCAGUGAAGAGUGGCAAAUUAAUGUCCUUGAGAGUGUGGCUUUGAUGAAGGCGCUCCUGGAAGAUGCGGCAAACGGCAGAGUUACUCGCCACCAAGAAGAGAGCACCAUGGCGAUCGACCAAGAAGUCACAUCAAUGCGGCUGCGUUACUGUAGUGACUCAUCCUCGGAAGGGCCAAAAUUCGUCAUUCAGCAACUCACCUAUAUACUCGGAGAGCUUCUUCCGGGCCAUGCUAAAACAUCAAUAACAACAAUCAGCAACUCUGGACGUCCUCAUUACUUAGUACGUUAUUGGUUGCCAAUUUCUUUUGCACUUCUCUCGACAAGUACAUUACUGGAGCUGUUGAGAAACAGACGCCAUGAGCUGUUGAGAUGGGUCGCAGACCUUGGUUCAACUACCAUCGAAUUUUGGAAUAAUUGGGUUGUAGACCCACUUCGGAGACUUAUUGGGACUAUAAGACAUGAUGAAGCGAGUGAAAUUGCUUUAAUGAGUAGGAACAGCUUGGAAGCAGACCGAGCGAGCUUGGAAAGGAUGGUCGUGGAUUUCGUCCUUGACCGUUGUGAACCAAGCAGCAAUGAUAAUGAAGUAUAUAAUACUAACACCAUCACAGCAAAAGUUAGGGAAGGUGAUCUGACACCCGUUCUGAAAGCAUAUGAGAAAGACCUGCGUAGUCCCUUUGUCGGGACCGUUCGAGGUGAUUUGGUGCGGGCGCUCUUGAUACAGAUACAGAAGACAAAAGUAGAUGUCGAGAUUGCUAUUGGCGGGAUUGACGCUUUAUUGAGAAGCCAGGAGCUAGUUUUCGGGUUCAUUGGACUGACUCCUGGUAUAUUGGUGUCAUAUGCAUCUCUUCGUUGGCUUUACAGCUUGUUUGGCAACAGGAAAGGCCUGAGAAUGGGUAAGCAGCAGAACGAACUGAGGCAUGCCCUCCGGACUGUCCAUCGGACUUUGACACUGUCAGCCCCUCCUACUGGUGGUAUUCUCGCCUUCAGAGAUUAUGGUCUCCUGAUAUGCAAUGCUGAAGCCUUACUUUCAAAGGCGCGGACCAUUUUGAGAGGCACUGAUCUUCGUUCCUUUCAGGAAGAUAUUAGUGAUUUGAUCGACAGGGAUAGAGUUGACCGGCAACUCAGGGUUGUUGAACGGAUGGGUUGGGUUUAUUCAAGAUGGUUAUGA